AUGUACAGCUUCAUGGGUGGUGGCCUUUUCUGCGCCUGGGUGGGGACCAUCCUUCUGGUGGUGGCCACAGCAACAGACCACUGGAUGCAGUACCGGCUGUCGGGGGCCUUCGCACACCAGGGCCUGUGGCGGUAUUGCCUGGGCACCAAGUGCUACCUGCAGACAGAAAGCAUCGCGUACUGGAAUGCCACCCGGGCCUUCAUGAUCCUGUCUGCCCUGUGUGCCACCUCCGGCAUAAUCUUGGGCAUCCUGGCCUUCGCUCAGCAGCCUACCUUCACCCGCCUUUCCCGGCCCUUCUCCGCUGGCAUCAUGUUUUUCGCCUCCACCCUUUUUAUCCUCUUGGCCUUGGCCAUUUACACUGGAGUCACCGUCAGCUUCCUUGGCCGCCGCUUCGGAGACUGGCGCUUUUCCUGGUCUUACAUCCUGGGCUGGGUGGCCCUGCUCAUGACCUUCUUUGCAGGGAUUUUCUAUAUGUGUGCCUACCGGAUGCACGAAUGCCAGCGCCUGUCCACUCCCCGCUGA
Messenger RNA from Loxodonta africana (African savanna elephant), 522 nucleotides. RefSeq names its product lens intrinsic membrane protein 2 (gene LIM2). Gene Ontology annotation, cellular component: plasma membrane. The record is from RefSeq and is a predicted model, not a curated record. Gene Ontology annotation, molecular function: structural constituent of eye lens. The coding region runs from base 1 to 522 and encodes 173 amino acids. NCBI's taxonomy places the organism in Eukaryota, Metazoa, Chordata, Mammalia, Proboscidea, Elephantidae. The transcript is spliced from 4 exons.